This is a messenger RNA of Acanthosepion pharaonis, 909 nucleotides long. The record is from the annotation of a GenBank genome assembly. Lineage: Eukaryota; Metazoa; Mollusca; Cephalopoda; Sepiida; Sepiidae.
AUGCACGUUUUCUGUAUACGAGUAAUUGACGUUUUUACAUACGGUAACAUUAAUUCGUUUAUCGCAGGAAUUCGGAUUUCACACGUUUGUUAUCUAUCUAUCUAUCUAUCUAUCUAUCUAUCUAUCUAUCUAUCUAUCUCGGCCCGUUCCUAUCUAUCUAUCUCGGCCCGUUUCUAUCUAUCUAUCUAUCUAUCUCGGCCCGUUCCUAUUUAUCUAUCUCGGCCCGUUCCUAUCUAUCUAUCUAUCUAUCUAUCUAUCUAUCUAUCUAUCUAUCUAUCCACUUCUCUUUUCACAUCUAGCUAUACUGGAACAUUAUACAGCGACUGUUCUGUUCCUUUCUUUCUCUCUCUCUCUCUCUCUUUUUCUUUCUCUCUUUCUUUCUCUUUGGCUUUUUUCUCUCUCUUUCUUUCUAUCUUUCUUUCUUUUUCUCUUUCUUUUUAUUUUUCUUUUUCUCUUUCUUUCUUUUUCUUUCUUUCUUUCUUUUUUCUUUUUCUUUCUUUCUUUUUUAUUUUUCUCUUUAUUUCUUUCUUUCUUUUUCUCUUUCUUUCUUUCUUUCUUUUCUUUCUUUUUCUCUUUCUUUCUUUUUUCUUUUUCUCUUUCUUUUUCUCUUUCUUUUUUCUCUUUCUUUCUUUUUUCUUUCUUUCUUUUUCUUUUUCUCUUUCUUUCUCUGUCUUUCUUUCUUUUUUCUUUUUCUCUUUCUUUCUUUCUUUUUUCUUUUUCUCUUUCUUUUUUCUCUUUAUUUCUUUUUCUUUUUCUCUUUCUUUCUUUUUUCUUUUUCUAUUUCUUUUUUCUCUUUAUUUCUUUCUUUCUUUUUCUCUUUCUUUUGUCUUUGUUUUUUUUUCUUUUUCUCUUUCUUUCUUUCUUUCUUUCUUUCUUUCUUUCUUUCUUUCUUUCACUGAAAUCAAGUAG